Molecule: messenger RNA, 1177 nt
Organism: Balaenoptera musculus (blue whale)
Lineage: Eukaryota; Metazoa; Chordata; Mammalia; Artiodactyla; Balaenopteridae
Gene: WNT1
Product: Wnt family member 1
Exons: 4
Coding region: 31-1143 (370 amino acids)
Biological process (GO): canonical Wnt signaling pathway; multicellular organism development; cell fate commitment
Cellular component (GO): extracellular region
Molecular function (GO): frizzled binding; cytokine activity
Source: RefSeq, a predicted model, not a curated record
CAGCACAGAGCGGGCAAGGCCGGGCAGGCCAUGGGGCACUGGGCGCUGCUGCCUGGCUGGGUUUCCGCUACGCUGUUGCUGGCGCUGGCCGCUCUGCCUGCAGCCCUGGCCGCCAACAGCAGUGGCCGAUGGUGGGGCAUCGUGAACGUAGCCUCCUCCACGAACCUGCUGACCGACUCCAAGAGUCUGCAACUGGUACUCGAGCCCAGUCUGCAGCUGCUGAGCCGCAAACAGCGGCGGCUGAUCCGCCAGAACCCGGGGAUCCUGCACAGUGUGAGUGGGGGACUGCAGAGCGCUGUGCGAGAGUGCAAGUGGCAGUUCCGGAACCGCCGCUGGAACUGUCCCACAGCUUCGGGGCCCCACCUCUUCGGCAAGAUCGUCAACCGAGGCUGUCGGGAAACAGCAUUUAUCUUCGCCAUCACCUCGGCCGGGGUCACCCAUUCGGUGGCGCGCUCCUGCUCGGAGGGCUCCAUCGAGUCCUGCACGUGCGACUACCGGCGGCGCGGUCCUGGGGGCCCCGACUGGCACUGGGGGGGCUGCAGCGACAACAUCGACUUCGGCCGCCUCUUUGGCCGGGAGUUUGUGGACUCCGGGGAGAAGGGGCGGGACCUGCGCUUCCUCAUGAACCUUCACAACAACGAGGCGGGCCGCACGACCGUGUUCUCCGAGAUGCGCCAGGAGUGCAAGUGCCACGGGAUGUCCGGCUCGUGCACGGUGCGCACGUGCUGGAUGCGGCUGCCCACGCUGCGCGCCGUGGGCGACGUGCUGCGGGACCGCUUCGACGGCGCCUCGCGCGUCCUGUACGGCAAUCGCGGCAACAACCGUGCCUCGCGGGCGGAACUGCUGCGCCUCGAGCCCGAGGACCCCGCUCACAAGCCUCCCUCCCCCCACGAUCUCGUCUACUUCGAGAAAUCGCCCAACUUCUGCACAUACAGCGGACGGCUGGGUACAGCGGGCACGGCAGGGCGCGCCUGCAACAGCUCGUCGCCCGCGCUGGACGGCUGCGAGCUGCUCUGCUGUGGCCGGGGCCACCGCACGCGCACGCAGCGCGUCACCGAGCGCUGCAACUGCACCUUCCACUGGUGCUGCCACGUCAGCUGCCGCAACUGCACGCACACUCGCGUACUGCACGAGUGCCUGUGAGGCGCUGCGCGGACUCAUCCCUAGGAGCGUUCUC